Ornithodoros turicata is the source of this 5165-nucleotide messenger RNA. RefSeq names its product leucine-rich repeat-containing protein 4-like. The coding region runs from base 767 to 2539 and encodes 590 amino acids. Gene Ontology annotation, molecular function: protein binding. NCBI's taxonomy places the organism in Eukaryota, Metazoa, Arthropoda, Arachnida, Ixodida, Argasidae. The transcript is spliced from 5 exons. The record is from RefSeq and is a predicted model, not a curated record.
UCGGGAAAAGCAACUCUCGCGCGCCUUUCUCAUCAAAAACAGAAAAACGUUUCUCCGACGAUCAGAUCUACCGUUGUGAAGAAAAGGGUUGUGUGUUGUGCUACCUCUUGUCAAAUCGCACGCGCGCCAGCAUUUCAUCUUUGUGCGUGCAACAUUGUGAAAGUUGAUGACCUGUGUCGUUUAUAACAGAUGUGGUUAGAGAGUGUCAGUACGUGUACUGGAAUGCGCAGUGUUCUCGGAUUUCUCUAGCAGGCGCCGAACGAAGCCAGGCAGGUUGCCGACAAGAAGAACAUGGCGUCGCAUCACUACCGAGGCGGACCGCAUUCACAGACUGACUGCCAUCAUAUCACGGACGCCCCUGGGUUUCCAAAUCAAGAUUACCACACUGCAGCAGCAUGCUGUUGCCUAACAACGAGUCUCUCUGUCCUUCUGCGGUUUCGUAACAUUCCCGUUACGAUCCGAGUAUAGACCAACCCCCUUUUGUGUUCGUAAUACGGUUAUCCUCUGAAAUGAGCAUGACUGAGGCCUCGCGCGUUAAUCCUGGUGAAACAGAACUGUUUCCUACUUAGCAUAUCGCAGCGCGUAGUUAAGUCAUGCAAUUCGCGCCAUAGAUAUAAAAAUUUGAGUAUUUUUAAUCUGGUCAUCAAGAGCGCAAGAUGGGUAAAAAAACUCUUCGCCAGGCGUCACUACGAGUUGUCAGGGACACAUCAUCCUCAUCUUCGGCAGAGUUGAAGGGAAAAGUCAUGUAGACUUCUCAAGCAGCCAGAUGCUUACCAUCGCAGUGCUGGUGAGCGUGGGGUUGAACGCUGUGCUCGGCAUGCCCGGUAGCUGCCCUCAGGUCUGCAGUUGCAAGUGGAGUGGCGGCAAACAGACAGUCGAGUGUGCGGGUGCUGGACUGUCUUCCGUACCAGACGCCCUAGCCCCGUCAACGCAAGUGCUCAACCUCACGGGAAACGUCUUGCAACGACUCGCCAGCAGAGAGUUUCAACGGGCUGGACUCGUUCACCUGCAGCGUAUCUACCUAUCUCGGUGCGGCGUUGUCCAGCUGGCCAAAGACGCCUUCUACGGCCUAAGCAACCUCGUAGAACUGGACCUCAGCCAUAACUUUUUAACAGCUCCACCGGAGUUGCCGCACUGCGUUCAUCUACGCAGACUACUGCUUAGUGCGAACCCAAUCCAUCGUCUCGAGGCGACGGCCUUUGCGGGGCUCAGCAACCUGGUGACGCUGGAGCUCAGCGGGUGUCAAUUAAGCAGCCUAGACACGGCUGCGUUUCGCGGAUUGACAUCGUUAGCGUUUCUUCGACUGGACGGUAACAGACUACGUGCUCUUCCACCGGACAUAGCGGACGCUCUGCCCCCGUUACACGCGCUGGACCUCAACGACAACCCGUGGAAGUGCGACUGUACGUUAAGACGAGUCCGGCGUUGGAUGGAGGAACACAACGUUCCUCUGUCGGCUCCACCCAUGUGUGACGCACCCCCUCGCCUAGCAGGGAUGUCAUGGGACAAGCUCGACGUUGACGACUUCGCCUGUUCCCCGGAGGUGACCGCGCUGGACGCCAGGGUGACCGCUAGUGAGGGUGACAACGCUACUUUGAGGUGUGAAGUGACUUCCGAACCUUCGGCUCAAGUUCGGUGGAUCUGGAGAAGCAGAAAAAUCGGAAACUUGUCUCUAAUGUCGUUCGGAAGACAAAUGUACUUAAUUAGAGAAGGAGAUAGCGGGCCGAUACGGUCGAGUACCUUAACUAUCAUUAACGUUAUGCUCAAAGAUAGUGGCCGAUAUCUGUGUGUUGCGGGUAAUAGAGCGGGUACGGUGACAGCCAAUGUUACUCUGAUCGUUCGUCCUCGGUCGGCUGCCGAGUUAGCGGGUCUCACCGGGGCCGAGAUAGGUGGCAUCGUUGUCGGUUUGAUGCUUGUGCUGGCCAUACUCCUAGCAGCAGCAUGUGCCCUUGCGUUACAAUCACGGCGGCCCGAACGAAAAGGUCUCGCAUCCUGUUGCCAACACAAAGACUUUCAAUCAACAAAGGAGAACCACGUGCCACUGAGGGACCUGUUGGAUACGAAAGGGCAUGACUCCAGCGAAGAUGAAGCAGACAGAGUGCAGGUCCACGACUCGGGUAAUGGCGGCUACCACUCGGACUCGGCCGCUGCGACGGACUGCAGCAGCCCGGCUCCACUUCUAGAGAAGCGCUCGACCAAAAGAGCGACCUCCGACGCCAACUACGGCGGGGGAGGAUCCUCUUCGUCGUCUACAGAGGCUUCAGUCAAGUCUCCAGCGGGUAUCGUGGCGGCUGUUCUCAGAGGGGAAUACCGGACUUCCAAGGGGGGUUCCACCGAGGACUCGGGAGUGGACGCGGUGAGAGUGAGUGAGAAACUGGGUACCGCCAGACACGAACAGGUGUGUGCCACGCAUUGGAAGAGGGGAAACGGUGCUGUGGUAGCGAACCCUCUCUAUCUGGCUCUGUCGCCCGAAGCGAGAGACUCGCCGGACGAAGGACUCGGGGAUGAGAGGGAAUACGAGACGGAUAUCCUCGACUGAGAAAGAAAUGGCUUCGAGGGAAGCAUCGUCGACUACAGAGGAGGUCGACAUCAGUGUGGUGGUGAACACGUGAUCACGUUGUGCAGCGGAUUCGAUGACGAGACGUCACUCAAUGGCUGUGUCAAAGCAAUCUCAGGGUGCAAUUUUCACCCGUUGAUUUUAACCAUCCCAUUUAGCAUUUUUUUGGGUCGCGUAUUUUUCUGUGCGUGUUUUCGUUUGUGUUGUAUGUCUGUUUUGGUGACAAAAGGUGACAUUUAUUACGCAGAUUUAUUAUUUUAAGAAUUGAAGGGCAAAACCCGGUGCGAGAAGAAACGUUCAUUUACACGACCAUCGUAAAAAAUCCUUUAAAAACAAACAUGACAGGGUUUAAGCAGAAAACCAGAACUCUGUCGCGCAACCACUCCUCCGCCUAAUGACGUCGAUCCUCGCCAUUCCACUGAAAAUCCACGAGGACGACCUGUUAUAAAAGGGCGUAAGCCACGCAAAAUCAUUUAGUCUUCAGGCACUGUGUCAGUAAAAGUAGAAGGAGGGGCAGAUCCUAUCUUGCUUUGGCUUAGGCCGAAAAACUGCGAAGCAUGCAACUAUACGACGAUUUAGGUAAGGAUACAGAGUCAUAAAAAGGCGACAGCGUUCGGGUGUUGUUCUCCAACACCUGGGACAACGCUACCCAAAUCCACGUCUGCCUUCCACUGCGGCUCGUUUUACGACAGCCUGGUUUAGUCCCCCGCCCCCUCAAGAAAGUACUAAAAACAGAGAAGAAGGUAUGGCUUUAGCCCGCCAUCCUUCCAAGAACCGUUUUUGCUUUUAUCUCAUUAGGCUACACGUAUUGAGGGAGGGGGAACGAGAGAAAGGGGAAAAAGAGUGUUGAAAAGCCAAAUGGUGUUCCUCGGGUCGAUGCAAAUAAGCAGCUCGGCGGUUGCACUCAGAAUGGCGGGGCCUUGUGUUUGCGUCUCUUCCCCCCCCCCCCCCGUGUAGGGAGGAGGUUCCCUUAAUGACCGGCCCGGGGCCUCUACAGCCCUUAGGGCAAUCCACCUUUUUUUUUUCUCUCUCUCUCUCUCUCCCGAUGUCUUUUUUUUCUUCUUUCCCCUCUACACUAAUGGCACCCUUAUUUAUAGAUCCUUCUGUCAAUCGAAUGACGUCAGGGCCAGGACGACGGUUACGUUUCAGUGUGGGGAACAUGUAGGGAGCCACAAAUGACUAGAAAGAGGUUGGCAUGGAAUUCAGCAACGCAGUUGCCUUUGUUUCUUUGUUCCGCUUUGCCUUUGAAGAGGGGACGCUAAAGGAUUUCCGAUUUUGAAUGUCGUCUCCUCUAAGACAGCCAAAAGGGACUUUUAGGAAAACCGUGAUCACCCUCAGAUUCCCUUUUCCGUAUCGCUAUCAGCCAAUCAGCUAUUGCUACGCAGAUAGCUGAUCGGCUGAUAAGAGUUACGGAAAACGAAUCGGAGGGUGCUUACGGUUUCCCAAAACUCCCUAAAGAAUAUUCGAAACUUCUUUUCCUCCCUCUCCCUUGCUGGUUCCCACGAGUUAUUCGGGAAGACGUAACAUAUGUUGUUGCCAGCAGUACCCGAGGCUACGCAACUCUUAUUAAUCUAAUAUCUUUGUUUAAUAACCAUGGCCCUUGGGGGCAAGACAAUUCGCGCGCUGCUGCAUUAUCGACGACGAAGAAUAACGAAGGCGACACGUGGGCCAACGGGCGGCACAUUUUCGGUUACAGUUUGCGGGUAUCGCGGGUACUAUACAUCACGAGUCUUGGGUGUCAAUCGUGAGGUCAGCACUUCGGUACCGUUUCUCAAUUAUGACUGAACAUUGUUGACUCAGUUGUCGACUUGGUUGGGGAAAAUAAAGCAAAUCAGUAAAUUAAGGAUAUCGGGAGUGGCAAGCUAAAACGAUAAGAAAGAUGGGCUCACUAAUUUUGUGACUCAUCUAAUCAGUCAACAAUACAACAUUAUUCUCCCAUCGGGAUUUGCCAGCAUUUCUGUCUUUUGAGAGACACCAACUUAUUUCAGUGCGUACUUUCAGUCCCCUUCGGGUUCUUUUCGGCACUUCCAGUACAUAAUAGGACCCUAUGUAUGUGCCUUUCACUGGCCGUGUGAGUGCGCUUUUCUGUACUUUUAGUAUGUUACAUGAUGGGAAGAGCGUAAAUUUCGGUACUUCUCUUACUUCUAAAACCUUACAAGAGCUUCAGCCUGUACAUUUCAGUACUUUUAGUACUUUACAGGACCUGCACUGUGUACAUUUCGGUACUUUCGCUAAUUUUGGUACCUUGCAGGUCCUCAAAUGCGGGCACUUCAGUACUUUUGAGUACCUUGUUUUAAGAUUUAAAUACGUACUCUCUGGUACUCUGUGUUUUACGAAGGAUUCAGUGCGUACUUUUCGUAGCCCGUUUCAUUGUAUGCUUUUGAAUACUUUCAGCAUCAUAGAAAACCUGAACUGUGUACUUACAUAAGCCAUUGUCCUAUACAUGUUUAGAACACUUUUUGUGACCUGCUGAAACAAUCAACCAACAACCAUAUCACGGCGUGGAAGACGGCGACCAGGAGAAAAAGCUGCACAUCGUGGACACCUUCUUUGUUGUUACUACAAAAACCGACUCAAAUAACUUGCCAAACAAUAAAUCCCCGUUUAU